AUGGCCGCCGCUUCACUCCGCUCCGCCCUCCUCUCCCCGGCCGCCGCCCUCCGCCGCCUCUCGCCCGCCCCGCGCGCACCCCUUUUCGCCCAGCCAAAGAGAUUCGAUGGGGUCCGCCGGUUCUUCCCUGCCGCCGCCUCCAUGUCGACGUCGUCGGGGACGAAGGAGGCGCCGGACAAUAACCCGGGACUCCAGGCCAAGAUUAACCCCCCCCCCCCCCCCCCCCCCACCAAGGGCUACUUCAUGCAGCAGACAAUGUUCUGCGUGAAGGACCCAAAAGUGAGCUUCGACUUCUACUCGCGUGUGAUGGGCAUGUCGUUGUUGAAAAGGUUGGAUUUUCCCGAUAUGAAGUUCAGCUUGUAUUUUCUUGGUUAUGAGGAUUUGUCCGCAGCCCCUGCUGAUCCUGUCAAGCGGACUGUCAAGCGGACUGAAUGGACGUUUGGGCAAAAAGCUACCAUCGAGCUCACUCACAAUCUAAACUCAUUUUAUGAUCGUGAAUUCAAAGGCUACCAUAAUGGGAACUCAGAUCCUCGUGGUUUCGGCCAUAUAGGGGUAACAGUGGAUGAUGUCUAUAAGGCAUGUGAGCACUUCGAACGUCUUGGGGUAGAGUUUGUGAAAAAACCAGAUGACGGUAAAUUUAUUCGCCUAAUAUUUUACAUCACUUUCAACUAUAUUCAGAUCGUUGGCCUGAUUGCAAAGCAGGAAACAAAUGGAAUGGAAAUUCCUCUUCUGUCAUUAAAGAGGAUUGACGAGCGGCAGACCUCUGUCCCAUCGCGUGGCCAUCACAAACGGAGCUGGAGGGAGCAGCGGCCGACCUUGCCACGCCCCUGCCUUUGCCGGAGACCAUCCUAUCGCUGCGAGCUCCGCUAA
This is a messenger RNA of Lolium rigidum, 870 nucleotides long. RefSeq names its product lactoylglutathione lyase-like. The coding region runs from base 1 to 870 and encodes 289 amino acids. The transcript has 10 exons. Gene Ontology annotation, molecular function: lactoylglutathione lyase activity; metal ion binding. The record is from RefSeq and is a predicted model, not a curated record. NCBI's taxonomy places the organism in Eukaryota, Viridiplantae, Streptophyta, Magnoliopsida, Poales, Poaceae.